Eruca vesicaria subsp. sativa (arugula) is the source of this 240-nucleotide messenger RNA. The record is from the annotation of a GenBank genome assembly. Lineage: Eukaryota; Viridiplantae; Streptophyta; Magnoliopsida; Brassicales; Brassicaceae.
AUGGAGAAAACAUCUCUCAAGCUUGUCUUCUUUGUAUUAAAGUUUGUGGUGUGUCUAUGUGAAGGUUCGUAUUUGGUUGAUGCAAGAGAGAUGGUGAAGGAAAAAGUGAAUUGCCUUGGAGGUAGCUGCAUGCCGCCGGUUGCAACUAUAAUAAAGCACAAAGCAAUUUGCACCGUAGAUAACGACUGCAAAGUUUACUGUCCUCCGAACUGCAGACAGAGAGGAGCAUUAGACUAUUAA